AGAUUGGUAUAUACAUUUGGUUCCUUAUCCGGGAACUACAUCACAGGCUGCCAUUGGGUUUCAGUGUCACGUGGUUGAACUAACUUUACAGGGUCGCGUUAUAGUAGGAGGGCUUUAUGUACCAGAAAAACGACAAAGGUAGAAAAUUUAUUUUUCACUCCAGAAAUUAAUGAUCAUGAGCUCGUAUUUGAUGGACUCUAACUACAUCGAUCCGAAAUUUCCUCCUUGUGAGGAAUAUUCUCAAAAUAGCUACAUUCCUGAAAACAGCCCUGAAUACUACAGCCACACAAGAGGUACUGGCUACCAGCAUCACCACCAAGAGUUGUACCCUUCGCGAGUGACCUACCAGGAGCGCCCGUAUAACUGUGUAAGCAUACCCGAGCCUGAGCCCCAGACCGGGCAUGGCCUCACACAUACAAGGAAUCUACUUGCAGGGAAAGGGCAAGCAGCUCCCCACGAACCCCCACCACCGAUACCCACAUCCCCUACAACCCCACCGACUGCGCCGCCUACAUGUAUUCAAGAUACCCCGGAGCAUCCCACCAGCACAGCUUCUACUAAACAGCCCGUAGUUUACCCAUGGAUGAAGAAAAUCCACGUCAAUACCGUGAAUCCCAAUUACAAUGGACCUGAUGCCAAGCGGUCCAGGACUGCAUAUACACGCCAGCAAGUCUUAGAAUUGGAGAAGGAGUUCCACUAUAACCGCUACCUAACUCGGCGAAGACGAAUUGAGAUUGCUCACACUCUGGUUCUUUCGGAGCGGCAGAUAAAAAUUUGGUUUCAGAACCGCAGGAUGAAGUGGAAAAAAGAUCAUAGGCUUCCCAACACUAAAGUGAGAUCCUCUUCAAACACAACUUCAACCUCUGAUACCAACACAGUUUCAUCAGCCAGCACUCUCCCGCGUGGUGUUGGUAAUACCCUGCCAGCCUCCGAGGAACUCACUCGAGUGCCUGUUGUCGAACGAGAGCAGGAUAUUACACCGUUAUAGACACAAAAUAAUAGACUAUAUAUGAGGGAACACGAUUAAUUAUUUAUAGAGUAUAUCAUUUUUUCUUUUUUAUUGUUCCUCGUGCUGUCAUUAAACUAAACUAUUGUUCUAAGUCCACGGUUAGGCUACACAUGCAUGUGAGCAUGGAUUAUCCUAUAGGCUACUGUGAAAUAUAUUUAAACGGUUAUCAGGGUUUUAAUUUAUUGUGGUGUUGAUUUGGGGGGUUUAGUGGUUUGACUAUGCUAUGAUUUAUCAUAGAUUAAAUUAAAGUAUUCGCCUGUGGCAG
Molecule: messenger RNA, 1274 nt
Organism: Hypomesus transpacificus
Lineage: Eukaryota; Metazoa; Chordata; Actinopteri; Osmeriformes; Osmeridae
Product: homeobox protein Hox-C4a-like
Exons: 2
Coding region: 170-988 (272 amino acids)
Biological process (GO): regulation of transcription by RNA polymerase II; embryonic skeletal system morphogenesis; anterior/posterior pattern specification
Cellular component (GO): nucleus
Molecular function (GO): RNA polymerase II cis-regulatory region sequence-specific DNA binding; DNA-binding transcription factor activity, RNA polymerase II-specific
Source: RefSeq, a predicted model, not a curated record